AAAAGCCAGCCGUGAGGUUAGGGUUUAUGCGCGCGAUAAACCUAACAAAUUUUCAUUUCACUUCUGUCAUCAGCUUCUCUUCCUCUGUUUCUCUCUAGGGUUUCACAAUGAGCAGAUCAGGCCAACCCCCAGAUCUCAAGAAGUACAUGGACAAGCAACUACAGAUCAAGCUGAAUGCCAAUCGGACAGUCGUUGGAACACUUCGUGGCUUCGACCAGUUCAUGAACCUCGUAAUCGACAACACAGUGGAAGUGAAUGGUGAAGAGAAAAAUGAUAUAGGCAUGGUGGUCAUAAGAGGGAAUAGCGUAGUCACUGUUGAAGCACUCGAGCCAGUCAGCAGAGGACAGUGAGUCAAGACCCAUAUCAGUAUGGUCUCUCAACGAUUGUGUAAUUGCUUUUUUCCCCCUGAAACAGUUGUAGUAGGAUCUGAGACGAUAAAUUAACUUAAAAGUUUAUCUGCACCUAGUUGACAAAUCUUCAACCGCAUCUUUCAUGCAAAUAAUCUGUGUAUCGACUGCAGUCUAACUUUGACUUUUUAAGUGAGUUCUUGAUAAUUUCAUCUCGACCGUUUUUUAA
Cynara cardunculus var. scolymus (artichoke) is the source of this 576-nucleotide messenger RNA. Its product is annotated as probable small nuclear ribonucleoprotein G. The record is from RefSeq and is a predicted model, not a curated record. Gene Ontology annotation, biological process: spliceosomal snRNP assembly; mRNA splicing, via spliceosome. Lineage: Eukaryota; Viridiplantae; Streptophyta; Magnoliopsida; Asterales; Asteraceae. The transcript is spliced from 4 exons. Gene Ontology annotation, molecular function: RNA binding. Gene Ontology annotation, cellular component: U12-type spliceosomal complex; P granule; U4 snRNP. Bases 108 to 350 code for a protein of 80 amino acids.